Messenger RNA from Stomoxys calcitrans (stable fly), 1862 nucleotides. It is a transcript of the gene Sil1, whose product is annotated as nucleotide exchange factor Sil1. NCBI's taxonomy places the organism in Eukaryota, Metazoa, Arthropoda, Insecta, Diptera, Muscidae. The transcript is spliced from 2 exons. The record is from RefSeq and is a predicted model, not a curated record. Bases 106 to 1479 code for a protein of 457 amino acids.
UUUUUGGGUUGCAAAAUAAAAAACAACAAAUAUCACAUCAGAAAGCGAUUUAAAGAAAGUAAAUUUUUAGAAAUUAAAAACAAGUGAAAAGGCUGAAAGAAAACUAUGAAAUUUUGCACAUUUUUGAUAUUAAUUGGUUUAAUCCAGACGACAUGGACGAAAGAGGCCAAGGAAACUAAGAAGAAUCACACGACGUUUGUGGCCACCCAUGAAUGGCAAGAAAUUGAAGAGGGUCAAGGCAUCCCUCAGGGUUUACAUGUGCGUAUUAAUUUGCAAACAGGUAAAAAGGAAGCCAAGCUUUUGGAUGAAUCACAGGAAGAAUAUGAUAAAGAUAAUGAGCACAUUCAAAGAGCUGUGCACAAAGAUGGUGCACUGUCAAUUUUGCCGGACGAUAAUGGUGGAAACGAAGAUGAAGAUGGUGAUAGUAAUGGAAAAGCUAAGAAGAAAAUCAAACACUUAGAUGAGGCCUUUAAAAGGAUUGGCAUUGACUAUGACCCAGAAGAAGGGGGAACCAAAGCAAAGCGAGAGUUUCGUUCCUACGAGGAACUGAAGAAGACAUUUGAAGGCAUGCGCAAAGCUUUUAAAUCGGAUGCCGAAAUUAUAAUACAAUUUAUUGAAGAAUUUCGCAAUGCCACCAAGGAGAGCAAGGAUGCUGAUGCCCGCAUUAAGAUACAAACUCAGAUAUUGGAAAGUUUUAAUUAUCUCAUGUCUCAGUAUGAUAAUGCCCUACUGUUUGUGGAACAAGGUGGCUUGGAUCAUGUUAUUUUGCCUACUCUAGUCAAUGUGUCUUACACUCAUGUGGGCCUAAAAGUAGAGGCCAUGAGGGUAUUGGGAGCCAUGUCCCAGAAUAAUCCCAAGGUGCAAAUUAAAGUAUACGAAAGGAAUGUGGGAUCACAUUUGACACAAAUUCUGAUGACCUCUACACGCACUGAAGAGCUUUCUACGGCUCUGUAUGCUUUCAGUAGCCUAUUAAGAAAAUUUCCACAUGCCCAACAACGUAUUCUCUCCACAUCGGGCACACAGGCCUUGGUGUCAGUGUUGAGCAAAGAUUGCGAUUUAAAAAUUAAAGCAAAAGCUGCCACACUAAUCAGUGACAUUGUUUUGGAAAAGGAGUUGGUUCUAUCCAAAUCCACGGUGGAUGAUGAUCCCCUGGCUGCUGCUCAAUAUGCAGAACUAAGUUUCCCAGAAUGGUUGCAGGCCAACUCAUACUGUGAAACAAUGGACGCUCUGGUCACAUCGAACUUAUACGAUUUUCUAGAGGCUCCCGACAUUCUAGAAUAUUUUAUACACUCUCUUGCCAAUACAAAAUCCUUUUGUUCACUACUCUGGUCUCAAAGUCCACAACUGCGGCAUGUUCUAUUGACUUUGAGGAAUCGUUAUUCCCAAUCGGAGGAUGAAUACCGUUUGGAAAUCUCUCAACUGCUAAACAAAUUAAUAGAUCAAUUGUAUCCCGAGACCGUACGGCAUGAUGAAUUCUAAAUGGUGUUUGCAAAGCGUUCCAUGUCUAUGUGUGAACUUUUUGAAGGCUGUUUUUUCCUGUUAAGUAUAACUUUUAUAGUAAUUUAUUUUCCUUAUUUUAAAACAUUAAUUCCUCUAGUAUGCAAUUUAAAGACUUAAAACUAUUUUUUCCAUUCGUAUUGGCUUAGAACAAAUCAAAAGUUGAAAAACUUAAGUUCCAUAGGAUUUGAAAACUAUCAUUAAUUUUUUUUUUUGAUUUAUUUGAAACAAACUAAAACCAGGUGCAAGGCAAAUGCCCACUGUUUGGUAUAAUUUAUUUUCUUUUUUUUCCUAUUGUCUAUUUAAGUGUUGAGGUGUUCGUGGCACAAAUGAAAACAUAAAAAAUACACACAAAAUAGAACUCA